Messenger RNA from Bradysia coprophila, 2278 nucleotides. It is a transcript of the gene IP3K2, whose product is annotated as Inositol 1,4,5-triphosphate kinase 2. The record is from RefSeq and is a predicted model, not a curated record. Lineage: Eukaryota; Metazoa; Arthropoda; Insecta; Diptera; Sciaridae. Gene Ontology annotation, cellular component: cytoplasm; nucleus. Gene Ontology annotation, molecular function: inositol hexakisphosphate kinase activity. Gene Ontology annotation, biological process: inositol phosphate biosynthetic process; phosphatidylinositol phosphate biosynthetic process.
CUCAAUAUCAAAAUAAAUUAUUAAAUUGCAUGUGAAAUACCGCAUCUGUUACAAAUUUCAAACGUAGCAAAUUGAAAAUUACUCCCACAACUCCGAAGCGACAUUGCAUGCGAUAGGUAUUCAAUGAAUCAUUAUUAUGUUCAUCAAAUCAAGCAACUUAUAUCAUUUUAAAUUCAACUAAAUCCUAACCCAAUCUAAGCUUUGUGCGACUCAAGUUGUUUGUCUCUGUACUGUACAGUAAAUUUUCGUUUUGUGUAAUAGUUUAGAUGAUAUAGUCACACGAUUCAAUAUAGGUCCUUUUAACUGGCCGACGACGCAAGCAGAUAAAGCGAAUUUUAUUAGCACUUUCACCAUAAUUCCCUGGUUCGUACACUUUAUACGAAUGGCAUAAAUUACGAUAACAAUAAACAAACAAACAUAACAGUGGAAUAGAUAAUAACACUUGAUAUUCAUCAACGGCUCUUUUUUGUGGAAAAAAAUGUGUGAAUGAAUUAUACAAGCUGGGAUGGUAUAAAGAACAUCACCCGCAAUCAACGCAUCUUAUACACCCAUCCACACACACACACAAACACAUCCAAACAAUAAUAUAUCUAAAUGAAAUCUAACUUGUUGUAGUUGUGCAUUCGGCCCCAAAACUAAAUUGAAAUGAGUGACAGAGAAAUAUACACAGUGUCAACCAGUGACGGAGUGGCAACGGUCACACACGUUUCUAUUCACCGUGAUGAAGAAAAUUCGUUAUCGUCGCGACGACGUAAGACUGUUGUUUAUCAGCGAGAUUUUGCUGAAACGUCCGUAUCGCUAUUUCCAUGUGUUGAAAAAUUAGUUACAAUGUACGCCUCAAUGGUCCAACAGAAGAAGAAGAACGACAUGAAAUGCAACAGCAGCACCGGCAGCAAUAACAACACAUCAUCGUCGGUGGGUCUGGUUAAAACAAUAAUGGAAAGCAACGAGGAUAAGUGCGACGAUCAUGAUGAUGCACGAUGUGAAGCAGCAAAAAACGAUAAAAGUGCAAUGACUAUUGAAUAUGACGAUGACGUCAAUGUGAUUACUUCGAGACACAAUAAAAUUGCGAUGAUGACUGGUAAUGAUAAUAGUUGUGCUACAACGAACAAGUAUUACAAUUGUAAGCCGACAAGUGAUGGUAGUAAAAAUGUGAAUAAAAAUUGUUUGAAAAUUGAUUGUGAGAGAUACGACAUGAAUUGUAGCCCGAUGAUGUCGGACGAGGGGUGUUCAACGAAUAUCAGUCCAUAUUCGUCAUCCAGCGAGGACGAAGGUAAAUGUGGAAAUAAAUCAAUGCGCUUGAACAUCGAUCGAGACAAGGUGACCCGAUCAGCCAGUUCAGAUUCAGCCGUCGGAUUGGACGAGGAAAACGACGCGGAAACCAUGGCACAAUAUAAAAGCACUCGUCGAGCAACAUUAACCGUCACCGACAUUCCACUGCGAACUGCUUUACUUCCCGUAGCCGAGCCAACCAGUCUCCCCGAAUCUCCGACAAGUGUAACCGUUUCAUUCGAUGCACCAUUGUCUGUGCCAAGUAAAACAUUAUUGGAAGCACGAGUCGUUGAAAUCGCACCCAUUAUUCCGGCAACAGACGACAAUAGAGCAGCUGAACAAAUCAACAGCAGACGCGAAUCGUCUCAAAGCCAUUUAAGCGACACGGGCGAAGAAAAUCGUGUACGCUAUGUGCGUACACCGUCAGUUGUUGUCUCCGACUAUUCGGAUGAUGUAAUGUGUGGCAUAACAUUGGAGGAAAUCGAAUUUUUUCGACGUCAACGACUUCGUCGCGGAUCGAUACAAGAUGUCGAUCGGUAUGAAUCCGAUAUGAGUACGGCAUCGUCGUGUAGUAAUUUGAAUUAUUGUGGUUCGACAAUUAGUGCUAUUGAUGCUAUGGAAAUGUAUCAAUCAAGUGGUUUGGAGACACCGCACCGGAAAUCGUCGGCGUGUUCGACGUGUUCCACAUACAGUGGCGAUGAGGAUGACACAUUCCCGGUCCGGUUGACGGAGGCAUUGAAUACACAGCGGAAAAAGAAGGUAGGUCCGAUUUGAAUGAAUAUUUCAGUUUUAUGACAUUGUCGGGAUGGCAAUUUUGUUUUUUAAAUCUUAAAUGGAAAACGUUUUAUGUUUUAACGAGUUUUAUGCUGCGUACAUGCAUUGUAUAUCUGAUGUGGUGUUGGUUCAGUAUUAUUGUUAUUAUUAUUCAAUUAGCACGUAGUCAGGCCUCUAUUACUAUCACAGAAAAAAAAACAACUUGCGCAAACAUGAAAAAUCGAACAACAAC